UCAUACAGCACAUCAAGUCCACACUUUUCUAAUUUAAUUCCGAGGACUUUCGAACUUGAUCACCAACGUCAAGAGUAAAAUGAGAUAAGCCUGCAGAACCGAUUCCAUAAUUCUGAGACUGAAGAAAUUAAUCUCGAGAUAGUACUAACAUACAAGCUCGGGGAUUAAAUCCGCAUGGAUCGAAAAACUCUAGGAAUUUUUUAGGGGUGGUCCCUCACUACCCGGCCGCCCCAUUGUGGAACUGGCCGAACCCAUAAUGGGCUUCUUAGUACCCAAAAGUUUUUUUUUUUUAAUUAAAUUUAGAAUAAUCGAGUUAAAUUAUUCUCCGAUAUAAGUCAAAUUUCUGUUAUUUUUUCGGUUUUUUUUAUAAUUUUGAAUUUAAUAUGUUCUUUCGAAACACCGAAUUCGAAGCUGUAAAAGAUUCGAAUUAAGUCUACUUAUCCAUAAAAUGUGUGUAUAUCUAUUUAUAUUUUCUUUAUCGUCUUAUAUUUUCCAAAAUACAGCCGAUAUUAUUAUUGACUCGAGUAACUAUAAUAUAAAAAAUGUAAAUACUGUUCGAUAUAUGUUAUCAGAUGGAGGAAUGCAACUAUCAGUUCAAGAUAAUCUGUACAACUUUACACUAGAAGAAGAAAACUCCAUAUUUCUUGCGACGGUUAAAAUCUUUAUUCACAAAGAAAGGGGAAUACGGAGAUUAACUCUUUCUAACAUACCGGGAUCAUCUUUGUAUAAGGGAUUCUUAAUUAACCGUAAAGAAACAUCGACGCUUCUGGGUUAUUUCUACGAUGGAAUGUUUAUAGGGACAUUCACGUAUGGAUCUCAAAGAUACUAUGUGGAACCAACGAAUGAAUAUUUUAAUAAUAAGGUUGAUAAAACAGGAAUUUUUUACAACAUGAGAGAUGUGGAUUUCAAACCAAAAUAUCCAGACGGAAAAUUAAUUUGCGAAGCAACGAAUACAGAAAAGUACCGAAAACUGAAAUCAUACGAAAGACAUUACUUCGAUUUUAAAUUGAAGAAUUUUACUAUUUUAGUUAAAAAUUUAUUAAUGAGAAAAACAAGAAUAUGUUCGUUAGAACUUUUAGCAGAUCAUACAUAUGCCGAAUACAUGCAGUUGAAUCGUGGCAAAAUCGUCGCAGAAAUGCUUUUACACGUCAAGAUGGCCGAUAACAUAUUUCGAAAUACCGAUUUUGAUGGAGAUGACCGAGGCGACGACAUCGCUUUCUCCGUCGAGAAAAUUACAAUAUACGAAACAAAAGACGAACCGGGUUAUCCUUUGUCAACGGAAACCAAUGAUUAUAAAAUAUUUCUAAAACAUCUAACUCGAUAUAAACAUCCGUAUUGUAUGCUGAUCUGCUUCUGCCACAGAGAUUUUCGGACUAAUACGCAAUGUGCGGUUUCCAAGGUAACUAAGAUUGGAGGCAUCUGUCCGGAAUCAAAGAAGCUGAUGCCAAAUAAGAAUGUCGCUUUUAUAAGCAGUUUAGAAAAUAAUUAUAACAUACUGAGAUCUCGAAUAGCGCUGAAUUUAGUCCAUCAACUGGGGCACGCAUUUGGAUGUCACCACGAUCCCGAAAGUAAUCGAUUUUGUAGUCCAGGAGACACGGCUCGGACUGAAGGAAAUUACAUCAUGCAUCCACGUUUACCUUACGGAACUUUUAAAAAUAACUGGAAAUUUUCUUUCUGUUGUACUAACACCAUUAAGAACUUUUUCAAGAUUUCGAGAAUAGAGAAGUGUUUAAAGAAGAGAGGAGAAUCGAUUUGCGGAAAUGGAAUCGUAGAAGAAGGAGAGACUUGCGAUUGCGAUUCCUCCAAAGAAAUUUGUACAGACGUUGAAAGGUGUUGUUCACUUAACGAAUAUUCGUCGAAAUGCACGGUGAGAAAGGAAAAGACUUGUUCGCCGAUUAAAGGACAAUGCUGUGACGAAAAUUGCGACAUUGUAAAAUCUGAUAAAAAACAAACGUGUUUCAGCAAUAUAGAAUGCUUUAACACAACAUCACUUUGCAACGGAAGUUCUCCAUUUUGUUACGCAGUAAUACAGUCGGACGUACACCUUGCAGAUAUAACUCUCAAACGUGUCAAAAAGGGCAACGCUAGAGCAACGUCUGUGCCGAUGACAAUACUAAACUUUGUCGAAGGGUCGUCGUUCCGAAUGUCGUAUAUAAAUAAUUUGAAUAACAUCAAUUAUACCAGAGAAAAUUAUAGAUCUAUGCUUAAUCUAAAGAGUAUAAACCGAAUCUCUUUUAAGACUUAGAAAAUUAAAAAGAAAGAAAAUCUUAUUUUAAGUUUUUAAAAUAAAUUCUAACUGUAGCUUCCGAAAAUGUAUAAAGUGGCAAAUGUUCCCAUACAGUUAUCAGAUGAGAACAAAGUCUGGCGUCUAUAUCAAGACCGUUGGUUUCUGCGUGACUUACGCACGGUUAUCAUCGGAAUAAAUCAAUCCUUUGAUGGAAACUAUAAACUAUUAAUGUAAAAAUUUAAAUAAUCUUAAAGAUAUAUUAACGUAGUUGGAGAAUUUUUAUAAUACAGUCUUGUUUACGAAAAUCCGUCUUAUUGCCUUCAGUAGAUUUUUGUGUUUACAAAUUUUUAUAUAUUUUUUCAAAAAUUACUAACGCAAACGAGCGG
Molecule: messenger RNA, 2613 nt
Organism: Centruroides sculpturatus (bark scorpion)
Lineage: Eukaryota; Metazoa; Arthropoda; Arachnida; Scorpiones; Buthidae
Product: disintegrin and metalloproteinase domain-containing protein 10-like
Exons: 3
Coding region: 449-2245 (598 amino acids)
Biological process (GO): membrane protein ectodomain proteolysis; Notch signaling pathway
Cellular component (GO): plasma membrane
Molecular function (GO): metalloendopeptidase activity
Source: RefSeq, a predicted model, not a curated record